Molecule: messenger RNA, 828 nt
Organism: Prunus avium (sweet cherry)
Lineage: Eukaryota; Viridiplantae; Streptophyta; Magnoliopsida; Rosales; Rosaceae
Source: RefSeq, a predicted model, not a curated record
AUGAGAGGUGAAUUCAAUGGCCUUAAAACAAAGAUUUUGAGAGAACAACCUUGUGCAUUUUAUGUUCAUUGCUUUGCUCAUCAACUUCAACUAGCUCUUGAUGUCGAGGCAAAGAAAAAUAUUGAUGUUGCUUCUUUUUUCACAACGGCUAAUAGUUUGGUUAAUAUUGUUGGAGCAUCUUGUAAACGUCGUGAUGCACUUAGAGUACAAUACCAAGAUGAGCUUGUAAAAGCUUUUGAUGAAGGUUGUCUUAUAACGGGGCGAGGCUUGAAUCAAGAUACUACUCUCAAAUGUGCAGGAAUAACAAAUACUUUGUCUCAGGCAUUGCAAAAGAAAGAUCAAGACAUUGUGAAUGCAAUGGGUUUAGUUCAAACAUGCAAGGAAAACCUACAAUUGAUGAGGAAUAAUGAGUUUGAUGAAUUGGUUGAUCAAGCAUCUCCGUUUUGUAACAAACAUCAUAUUAUGGUUCCUAACAUGGAUAAGGAAUAUGUAAUUCCUUGGAGGUCAUGGCUUAAUGUUCAAAUCAAGAUAAACAAUCAUCAUUAUCGUGUGAAGCUCUUUCUUCAUAUCAUUGAUGGACAACUUGCGGAAUUAAAUGAUUGUUUCAAUGAGGUAAAUAUUGAGUUGCUUACUUUUGCAACUGCUUCAGUGGAGAGAGCAUUUUCAGCCAUGAAUAUUAUCAAAAAUCCACUUCGCAAUAGAAUGGGAGAUCAAUGGUUGAACGAUAGCUUGGUUGUUUACAUUGAAAGAGAUGUUUUUGCUUGUAUUGAUAACGAAGCUAUAAUGCAACGUUUUCAAAACAUGAAAACUUGUCGUGGACAAUUGUAG